Molecule: messenger RNA, 825 nt
Organism: Trypanosoma conorhini
Lineage: Eukaryota; Euglenozoa; Kinetoplastea; Trypanosomatida; Trypanosomatidae
Product: CrcB-like protein
Exons: 1
Biological process (GO): fluoride transmembrane transport
Cellular component (GO): membrane
Molecular function (GO): fluoride transmembrane transporter activity
Source: RefSeq, a predicted model, not a curated record
GAGGCGGCGUUGGAGCUGGCUGAGGCUGAGGCUGAGGCGGAGGCAGAGGCAGAGGCGGAGGUGGAGGCUGAGGCUGAGGCUGAGGCUGAGGCUGAGGCUGAGGCUGAGGCUGAGGCUGAGGCUGAGGAGGAGGAGGAGGCGGAAAGCCCAGGCCCUCCGCCUGCGCCGCUGCUCAAGAGUGUCCUGGACGACGUACGCGUGACCCAUGUGGGGGCGGUUCUCGGCGUGGCGUGCUGGUCGAUUGCGGGGACGACGCUGCGUCUGGCGAUAGGGCGGGGCCUGCUGCGCCACGGUUUCCUAACGACGUACUCCAACUUCGGUGCGAACUGCGUUGGCUGCUACCUGAUGGGCUUCUUGGAGGGGGUGGCACCCAUCCACACGCAAAUCCACACCUUUCCAUGGAUCUUCCGCAGUCUUCUAGUUGGAUUUUGCGGCUCUCUGACAACGUUCUCAAGCUGGAUGCUGGAUAUUGUUGACCGCGGCACCGCGUCUCUCGCCUUUGGUGAGCUAAUCUCCGGCCUGACGAUGCCGUUUGUAUUCCUGCUUUGGGGCCACGACACUGCCGCGCUGCUUUUGGCGGGGGCGGUGGCGAGGGCGGCGCCGGAGCGCAGGGUCAACCUGAGUUUCAGCCGUGCCGGAGGCGGCGGGAGGGAACUGCACCUCGCCAACAUCGUCUUUGUUGCCCUCUCGGUUGUGGCGGCGGUGGUGAUCCCCGUUGCGGUGGAGGCGGCCGUGCAUCGCGGCCUAGUGAACUUGAGCCUCAUCGACCGCCGUUCUGUCGUUCUUGCCCCUCUCGGUGCCGUGCCCCGCUACGCGCUGUCGCAC